This is a messenger RNA of Talaromyces atroroseus, 411 nucleotides long. RefSeq lists its product as hypothetical. The record is from RefSeq and is a predicted model, not a curated record. Bases 1 to 411 code for a protein of 136 amino acids. NCBI's taxonomy places the organism in Eukaryota, Fungi, Ascomycota, Eurotiomycetes, Eurotiales, Trichocomaceae. The transcript has a single exon.
AUGCUCUUCGCAAAGACCAUCUUGGCUUUUUCUGGCCUCGCUGCCAUCGCUCAGGCCGGUAGCACCUAUUCAUGCCAGAGUUGCCACCCAGGUACUUCGAGCGACUGUGUUGCGGCUUUCAACCUCAUUCCUACCACUGGCACUCUCAGCAGCUCAAAGGACCAGCAAUGGACCUCCGGAGACUGCACCAUCGAAUGGAUCACCAACGGCGUCAGUGUUGAGGCUGCUGAUUUCCACGGAGAAGCCCAGGCCUUGGUCAACAAAUGCUGCGAGGGCUCUUCCAGCACUUGCUCCGGCGUUGCUUACAACACCGGAUCUACCAACAACCUCGAGGGUGGCUGCGUUUGCAUGCAUUCUUCCAGCACCUCUCCUUGCAUCUGCGAAGGCACACCUUCCCUGGACUGCAUCUAA